Schistocerca gregaria is the source of this 2955-nucleotide messenger RNA. RefSeq lists its product as uncharacterized. Bases 340 to 2502 code for a protein of 720 amino acids. The transcript has 12 exons. The record is from RefSeq and is a predicted model, not a curated record. NCBI's taxonomy places the organism in Eukaryota, Metazoa, Arthropoda, Insecta, Orthoptera, Acrididae.
UAACGUACUUAUAAUAAUACUUCAGCCAGUCCGUAACGUUUAGGCACAUUGUAUUUUUAUCGGCAGAUUCAGCGUUCCCCAUAUCGCGAUUUUUAUUUCGCCAGAGAUCUGUGAUUAUUACGAUUACAUAAGAAUAUUGUUUUUACUAUCUGUGGUGGUUUAAAGCAAGCGAUGUGUUCGAAUCGAUCAAAACUUCGUUCAGUGUAGUAAAAAACCGAAGGAAAUGUGGGAGGAUUGAUGACAUUAACUUUUUGCUACACCGCUAACAGAACGAUUUGAAGUCCCGUUCAAGAAUAAUAUUAGUAUUUUUUCAAUAAGGAGACAUUGUAGUGUUAAAAAAUGCAGCAAGCAAUACAACAAACACGUAUCAACCAGUUAAGUAGAAUCCAAGUGCAACAACAGAGGCACUCAAGGACUACCAAAAAGCAGACACUUUCUGAAAGUAAUAUACCCUCUAGUACAUCAAAGCAGCAAGGAUCUAUGUCAGUAUCACAGGGAAUGAAUGAUUUCCAAGCAAAAUUGAAGGCCGAGUCAGCUAGAGUUAUAGAAUGGCAAACCCAGAAGGAUUCACAGUGCAAAGAAAUGGAAAAAAGGGUACAGCAACUAGAGGAACUUGUUGAAAGACAGAGAAAAAAUCUAUUAGAGCAACAAAAGAACUGUGAACAAGUGUCUCAGCAGUGUGCUAAUGAAAUAAAACAGCAAGAAGAAUUAGAAACAAAGAUCCAUAAUACUCGCAAGACUUGUGAAACAUUGCAAGAAUAUCUGCAAAACUUGAGUAUUUCGUUUCAAUCAUUUAUGAAGAUUAGAGAUUAUCUUGUUCAUACAAAUCAAAUGAUUAUGGAGAAUUAUGGCACUUGUACAGAAAAAUUUGAGAACCUGCAUGACAGACAUGUUGAAAUAAUAGACAAUUAUAAGAAAUCAUUGAUGGAUGUACGAGAGAAACAUGUUGAUGAUGCCAGUCGAUGGAAAGCAGCUCGUUCCGCAUUUGAGCAGAAGAUGCGUGACACUGAAGAAAAACUUCAUGGUCUAGAAAGAGAACUGAAAGAAAAGGACAUUCACUUGGGAUGUGUGAAAAUGCAGCUGCAGCAGAUAAAAGAGGCGAAGGAUAAAAUCAUAGGAGAACUUACUUCAAAAAUUGACAGCGUAAAAACAGCAGUGAUGGAAACGGAGAAUGAGAAGAACAAUUUGAAAGAUGAAAAACACAAAUUACUAAACAUAUCUGAUGCAUUUCAGAAAAUGCAAGCUUCACAUAAAGAAUUAUUAUCACGUAUUAAGGAGGUUACAGAUGACUUGUCAACAUCAACAGACAAUCUGUCACAAAUACAGGCUGCACACCAUGAGAAGAAUGAACUUCUGAGUAAAACAUUGUCAGAAGUUAAAGACUUAAAUCAAAAGAUGAAAAAUGAAACGUCUUGUCUAGAUGUCUUAAGACAACAGCUUCAAGAAGAAUCAUCAUCAAGAAAAGUUCUUGAAGAGGAGGUAAUGAAAUGCAACACAUUACUUGAAGAGAAAACGAAGGAACUGGAAUUACUGAGAGGAAAUGAUGAAGCUGAAAUACUUAAACUAAAUGAGUUACUCUGUAAUAAAGACAUGGUCCUGAACCAUUUAUCUGUACAACUGGAAGAAUGUAAAGAAAAUUAUAAUAAUUUAGAUCAACAGAAGCAGCAGUAUUUGAAACAAUUAGAAGAUAUACAAAAAGAGAAUGAGGUGAUGGAAGAGAGACUAUCAGGGAUUUCUGAAGAAUGCAAUAACCUAGAAGAAAUUAUACAUGAAUUUCAGCAUUCAAAAGAAAAGUUAGAGUUGCUUAGUCAGUCAGCUACAAAAGACAGUAAUGAUGUAGAUGAACUGAUAAAUAAGCUGGAAAUUAAGUGUAAUGAUAUGGAGCAAGAAUUAAAAAAUAAAGAAGCAGAAUGCAAUUCAAAGAUUAAGGAUAUGCAGUCUUGCAUGGAAGAAUACAAGCAAUCCUAUGUUAGUAGACUAACCACUAAUGAAGAAGAAAAUAAAAAGGCCACAGAGAGGGUAGCACGUUUUGAGAAGGACAACAAUCAGUUGGCAACAGAAAAGGUUAAGUUGCAAGAAAAAGUGGCACACAGUGAAGAAACAGUCAAUAAACAUGAUUCAGAAAUACAGCUACUUGAAAAGGAAAUAAACCAGCUGAAAGAAGAACUCAGAGAUAUAAAAGAUAAGCAAGCAAAAAAAGCAAGAGAACCUGCCAGUGUCAGUUCUGAAGAAAUGAAGAAGAAAACAGGAAAAGUUCCAGAGUCUCCAAGAAAGAUCCCUGGAUCACAGAGACACUUUAGCCAGAAACCUGUUACAUAUGAUGACUGGAGUGAAACAUCAGAUGAUUCCUUUCUAGAUGUAACUUUUUCCAAGGGACUUGCAUCACGAUCUUUCUACAGUCAGCAUACUGGAUACAAAGAGGGAUUCACGAAGGCUGAAGUGCAUGCUGAAAAUGAUCAGCAAGAACGUUGCUCAAACAUAUUCAGUGCUUUACAAUCUUAGUAAUUUUUCUUUCUUUUUAUGCAGUGCAGUUUGACUGAUACAGUUUCAUAUAAUGAUAAUUUUAAAAUACAAUCUUUUGCAAUGGGUAUGGCAAGGUAGUUUUUUUGUUGUACUGUCCAGUGAUCCAUUUGUUGGAAUAGAUUCUUUUAAAUUCUGCCAGUGGAAUGUAUGUAAUGAUUAUACACUUGUGAUAAUGUUACUUCUCAUUCACAUUCACUAAUUUUAUUUUGCAACUAGAUUGUUUGUUGGGAAUGGUGCUAAACAGUUCAGAGUUGUUUGGGCAAAUUGUUUGUAACUCAUUCUAUAACAUCUCAUUUUGGGGUCUAGAGUUUGACUUGAAACCUAAACAAGGUACUCGUUGUUGCUAUGUUUUUAUCAAUAAAUGUUCUUAUUAAUAUUGAAUUUUUAUUAAUUUCAUUAAAGGCUUUGAUGUAAUAAAAAAAAUCCUCCUUU